Quercus robur (English oak) is the source of this 1299-nucleotide messenger RNA. Its product is annotated as GDSL esterase/lipase At1g28580-like. The transcript is spliced from 5 exons. Lineage: Eukaryota; Viridiplantae; Streptophyta; Magnoliopsida; Fagales; Fagaceae. Gene Ontology annotation, molecular function: hydrolase activity, acting on ester bonds. Bases 23 to 1219 code for a protein of 398 amino acids. The record is from RefSeq and is a predicted model, not a curated record.
UAAAUAAAAAUUCACAUCAACCAUGGAUCUUUCUUCCUCUCUUUUGUCACUGAAACUACCAUUUAUCAAACUGUUGCUCUCACUGUUAAUAGUCACCAUUAGAGGCGUGGCUGGAAGUUGCUACACAUCUAUCUAUAGCUUCGGAGACUCAUAUGUCGAUAGCGGAAAUAUGCAGUACCUGGAUGCUGAUGUUUUCGGCUGUUAUGUGCCUCCCUUCGGGGAGAGCUACUUCCACCUCCCAACAGGCCGUUGCUCUAAUGGUCGUCUAAUAGUAGACCUCACUGCUGAGUUGUUUGGAAUGCCAUUGCCACAACCAUAUCUUAAGACUUGGAAUGAAAGUGUUGCAAAUGUUCAAGAGGGUAUAAAUUUUGCAGUUUCGGGAGCAACAGUAUUGGAUGCAUCUUUUUUCGAGGACAUAGGAUCGGUUGUACUUACAAACGUCACUCUAAAAUAUCAAUUAAAUUGGUUCAAGGACUUUCUGGCCUCUCUUUGCAACACAUCUUCAAAAUGCAAUGAAAUCAUUGGAAGCUCUAUAUUUCUUGUCGGAGAGAUGGGAGGCGAUGACUAUAAUUAUAUGCUCUUUUCUGGAAUAAGCCUUGAAGAUAUGCCAGCAUACGUGGCACUGGUGGUAAAAGCAAUGGCUACAGCCAUUAACGAGUUGAUUGACUUAGGGGCAGUGACUCUUUUAGUUCCUGGAAUCUUGCCAAUUGGUUGCACUCCAUCCUACCUAACAAAAUAUGCAACUGAAGAUACUGAUGAAUAUGACCCUGAAACUGGCUGUCUUACAAAGUAUAACAAGCUUGCUGAGUACCAUAAUGAACAACUGCAGAAAGAACUACAAAGUAUUCAAGCACUAAAUCCUCGAACCAAUAUCAUAUAUGCGGAUUAUUACAAUGCUGCAAUGGGUUUCUUUCGUUCUCCAGCCCAAUAUGGGUUUACUCGUGAAGGAACACUCAAAUCAUGCUGCGGAGGGGGAGGCCCAUACAAUUAUAACGCAUCACUGGGAUGCGGCCAGCCAUCGACAAUUCUUUGUGAUGACCCUUCACAGUAUGUUAGUUGGGAUGGCGUUCACUUAACAGAAGCAGCAUAUGCAUGGAUUACCGUUGGUUUACUAGAAGGGCCAUACACCACUCCUCGACUUAGUACCUUGUGCAUUUCAGAAAAUGCCACAAAAAUUCAAAUGACCACACAUGUAAAUAAAUCAUUUUCGGAGCACUAGGCAUUUUAACAUUCUAUGAGUUUUAGCAUUAGGCAUUUUUGUUUUUCACUUUUUGUGGAAUAAAACUUUUCUUUGGAUUA